Molecule: messenger RNA, 2324 nt
Organism: Nerophis lumbriciformis (worm pipefish)
Lineage: Eukaryota; Metazoa; Chordata; Actinopteri; Syngnathiformes; Syngnathidae
Gene: hmg20b
Product: high mobility group 20B
Biological process (GO): regulation of gene expression
Cellular component (GO): nucleus
Source: RefSeq, a predicted model, not a curated record
CGAACGAACCGACCAAUCACGAAUCACAUUAUUGGCCAAUCACGUGUCUCCCUGCCUUGUCCCCCUGCUCAACUUCCUGUUUUUCCGGUGCGACGAAUAUUUAUCCGAACGGAAUAAAAAAUAGUUUUAGUCGACAGUCGACUUCAUCGUAACUUUGACGGGGCGAGUUGGAUUUGUGAGCACGCAGUUUGACUGAGGAGGAAUCAUCAUGGGAGGGAUAAAACAGGAACAGAAUGAUGCUCCACAGCAGCCAAAAGCCUCCCAGUCAACAACAGAACACCCUCAAGAAGAGCCCAAGAAGAGAGGAUGGCCAAAGGGCAAGAAAAGAAAGAAGGUGCUUCCAAAUGGCCCAAAGGCACCGGUUACCGGUUAUGUCCGCUUCUUGAAUGAGCGACGGGAGGUCAUGAGGGCCCGAUAUCCUGACCUGCCUUUCCCGGAAAUCACCAAGCGACUUGGAGCAGAAUGGACUCGAUUAGCACCAACCGACAAACAGCAUUACCUGGAUGAGGCGGAGCGCGAAAAGAUGCAGUAUGCUCAGGAACUGAAGGAAUAUCAUCAGACUGAGGCGUAUCAGAUCACCAGCGCCAAGAUACAAGACAAGAGAAUUAAAAAAGAGGACAAUCAGUCUGUAAUCAUCAGUGCAAGUUCAGGCUUGCCAAAGGCGCCUGAGCUCCCAGGCAGGUUUGAGAUCCCAAUCUUCACAGAGGAGUUCCUGGAUCAGAACAAAGCUAGAGAGGCAGAGCUGCGUCGACUCCGUAAGGCAAAUAUUGAGUUCGAGGAGCAGAAUGCAGUGCUGCAGAGGCACAUCAAGGAUAUGUACAAUGCCAAAGAGCGCCUUGAGGCUGAACUGGGACAGGAUGAGAAGCGCACGCAGGCUCUUCAUCAGCACCUGCUGGCCAUUAAACACACUCUGGUCAACAGUCUGUCUUCUGUCCCGCUACCAGGCACAAGUGAGACGGCAUCCCUUGGAAAUCUGGACUCGUAUCUCAGUCGUCUCAACGGAGUGCUCGAUGGGAACCCUCACAAGCACCGGGCCUUGCUCACGCAACUCUGCGACAUUCUCUCUCACGUCGACAGUGAGAAGUUAUAGGAGGGCCAAUCCAGUCUUCCGCCCCGAGUCAUUCCUGCACGAAGCACACAGAUUUAGAAUCGGCACCAUUUGAUCAUGUGGACAUCUCAUAGAAAAAAAGGACAGCCGUAUUCAUUUAAAAGUUUGCAUCACUUUUCUUCAGCAGUAUGUAAGUCAUUUAAAGUGUACAGACAACAUUUCCACUAUUAUCAUCUCUCUGCUUACUUUCUGAACCUGAAUAUUGCCGACAAUGGGACUAUAAUUAAGUUUACAAAUAAUGCCACUUGGCAUGGGUGGAUGGGAUGAUGUGUACUCAGUGUUAUUUAGCUUUUAUGGAUGAAUACAAAUUCAAUGCUGAGCAGUAUGCAUUUUACUUGACAUGGAUAAUGGAAUUUUACUCUUUUAUCAUUUUAUAUUUGUGAGAUGGUAUUUGUACUUUUAUUUCCCAAAUGCUGAUUGAACCAUGCUGAGAAUAUUUCCACUAGAAGUUAAAACCGAGCUUGUCUUUUUGUUUUUGUAAAAUGAUUUGAAACCACUAUUUACUUUGUUAAAAACAACAAACUAAAUGUGCUACUGAGAUUCAGUUUAUGCUCCUUAUUAAAAUGACUGCCCUUUCUGUAGAUAGUGAUUAUAAUGCUAAGAUUUGAUUGGUAUUGAUUUAACAAGUUCAUUGUUAGUCUGCAGUGGUGUUGAAGUCCACUGCAUCACACUAAGAGCUGUUUCUAAUACUGUACUUUGACCCCCUCAUUUACUUAAACGUGGUAUCUAAAAUAUUAAAAUCCCCUCUCUGCCUGUCAACUAACGUUAAUUCCUAAAUGGUGUCGCAAAAUGUACUUGUUAAAUUACCACCAGAACACUUUUUUUUAUCCUAGGGAUUCACCAGUGGUCCACGGGUCACACUUUGAGCGGCAAUGGUCUACAACUACAAGAGUAAACAUUAAUACAUGUAUUUAUUGAAUAUGAUUAUUACCUUGUCACAUUAGCGCCGAUGUUUUAACGUCUUAUUUGUGCAGGUGUUCCUGUUACAGCCAGUAGUUGUGUUAUAAGUCAUGAUGAUGGCCUCCAGCAGAUGGCACUGUUGAUGUUCAAAUUUAAAUCACAUUUAAAGGUCUUGUAAACGUUUUUUGUAAUUUUUUAAAACUAUAUUUUAAUGUAAUCGUUAUAAGGUUUUGUUUUGUUUCAAACUAAAUGUUAUCUAAUGCAGUUGUUGCUAUUUUUCUUGUAAUUAUUGUUUUAAAAGUUUUUGUAUUCGUAA